AUGUAUCGAAAUUCUCUUCCAAAUUUCAAAAAAAGUUCAAAUAGCCGUAAUGGAUUUAAAGUUAGAACACAACAAAGAAUUGGGAAUAUAUCUAAUUUAUUGAAGCAAAUAAAUACAGAUGUCCUUUCAUUAAAUAAUUACUCUUCUUCCGAUUCCUUGGCAUCAAUUCCGCCAAAUACUGUUCGUUCAAUAUCUCCACCACUCUCAACUGCCAGUCUUCCCCAUCGACGACCUCAAUCAGUAUUUAAUCAACAAUUACCACCUCCAACUACAAGUAGAAGUAUAAAUACAUUACCUGGUGAAAUUACUGGAGGAAAUAUAUCCUCUUCUCCUCCUUUGACUAUUUUUGAAGAAAAUAAAAUGAAGGAAAUAAAUAAAGAAGAUUUGAGAGAAGAAAAAGAAAAAUUGGAAGAGAAUAAAGAAGAAGAAAUUAAUGGAGAUAAGACGGUUAAUGUUGAAAAUGAAGAGAAGAACCCCACACAAUCUCCUCCUCUUCCUUCACCUUCAAAUAAAAAUAUAGAAACUACUAAAAUAAUUGUAGAACAAGCAGAUUCAAUUUCCUUUGAAGAAAAAAAUAAUUUAUUAACACUAGAAUCCCCACCAAGCCCCUCUCCAUUUCUUCGUUCUCCUUCGCCUUCCCCAGCUUUAUUGUCUUCAAGUUCUCCAUUUUCAUUUUCUAGUUCCCAAAUGUCUUUUAUUAUUCGAGAAAAAUUGCACGAAUUCGCAAAAGAUUUGAGGAGGAGAACUUCUGCUGUACGUGAAGAACUUUGUAGAGAGCCAACCCCGACAGAUGAACAGGCUGAAGAAGACGAAGAUGAAGAUAAGGAUGAAAAGAGAAGAAAAAGUGGGGAGAGAAGGCCUGAUCAGGCAUCUUUAAUGUCUUUGAUUGGAUUACAUCAAGAAGUGGAAUCAGAUGAAAUUGUUGAUGUUCCUUCACGUCUACUUCCCUCCAACAUUGACCCAUUUAGUAAAUUAUAUGUUAGUUGGUUAUCUUUUGUUUUAAUUGCUUUUUUAUAUAAUUCUUUUGUAAUUCCUUUAAGAUGUUCUUAUCCAUAUCAAACUCGUUCAAAUCUUCGUUAUUGGUUAUUUGGUGAUUAUAUUUGUGAUUUAAUUUAUUUGGUUGAUUUAACUUUAAUUAAAUCUAGAUUAACUUUUAUGAGAGACGGUAUUAAUGUUAAAAGUCCUCCUGAAAUGCUACAUCAUUAUUUAACUAGUGGUGUAUUUAAACUUGAUUUAUUUUCAUUACUUCCAUUGGAUAUUUUGUAUAUAUGGACAGGCCCAAUUUGUGCUUGGAGAAUAUUUCGUUUACUUAAAUUACCUUCUUUUUGGGAAUUUUUUGAAUUAUUAGACAGUUCAUUUUCUAAUCCAUAUGCUAUUAGAAUUGCAAAAACUUUUUGUUAUAUGAUUUAUAUAAUACAUUGUAAUUCUUGUGUUUAUUAUGUUUUGAGUGCUUGGCAAGGUUUUGGACAAAUACCUUAUAAUUAUAAAGGAAAAUGGUAUUUAAAUAAAUGGGUUUAUAAUAAUGAAGGGAAUGCUUAUAUUCGUUGUUUUUAUUUUACUGCUGCUGUAGCAACUUCUACGGGAAAUAAUCCAGCCCCAACAAAUGUUAUAGAAUAUAUUUAUAUGACAUUUUCUUGGAUGAUGGGUGUUUUUGUUUUUGCGUUAUUAUUGGGGCAAAUAAGGGAUAUUGUUUCUAAUGCUAAUAAAAAUAAUGAAGAAUUUAGAACUACUAUGGAUAGAGCCCUAAGCGAAUGUAAACGUUUGGGAUUACCAGAACAUUUAACAGCUAGAGUACGUGCCUGGUUUUUAUAUACAUGGGAACAACAACGAACAUUAGAAGAAAAACGUUUGGUGGAAAAAUUGCCGUUAAAAUUACAAACAGAUUUAGCUUUAUCUGUUCAUUAUAAUACUUUAAGUAAAGUUAAAUUAUUUCAAGAUGCAGAUAGAGCAUUUAUGAGAGAUUUGGUUUUACGUCUUCGUCCAGUAAUAUUUUUGCCCGGAGAUAUUAUUUGUAGAAAAGGGGAUGUUGGGAAAGAAAUGUAUAUUGUAAAUAAUGGAAUAUUGGAAGUUGUUGGGGGAGAAAAUAAUGAAAUUGUUUUUGCUACAUUAACUGAAGGAAGUGUUUUUGGAGAAAUUAGUUUAUUGGCAAUUGGCGGAAAUAAUCGUAGAACAGCAAAUAUUCGUUCAAAGGGAUACUCAACAUUAUUUGUUUUAUCAAAAGAAGACUUAAAUGAUGUAAUCAAAGAUUAUCCAGAUGCUCAACAAUUAUUGAAGAAAAAAGCUCGUCAAAUGCUUCGAAAAGACGAAAAAGGUAAAAAAGGGGCAGAAGAAUCUAAAAAGAAUUUAAUUGAACGUUGUAGAGUAUCUUGUGAUUUAAGAACACCUAGAAUGUUGUCUGCUGUUGCCCAAUUACUUCCAUCAAAAUCAAAAACUGUUAAACAAUUAUUAGAACAACCAGAAAUUAAAGAAGAUAAACAAAAGAAAAAAUAUUUAAAACGUUGGAGUACUAUCCCCUAUGAAUUUUCUGAUGCCUCGGAUAUAAUGGAGGAACGUAAAAGGAAACAACCUUUGAGUGAUAGAAAGGAAAAAAUUAAUUAA
Molecule: messenger RNA, 2598 nt
Organism: Meloidogyne enterolobii
Lineage: Eukaryota; Metazoa; Nematoda; Chromadorea; Rhabditida; Meloidogynidae
Source: the annotation of a GenBank genome assembly